AUGGAGGAGAAAGUCCUUCCUGUGGUUCCGCGCAAUGAACUAACAAAGAUCAUUCAAAGACUAGAGGCAGCAACUUCGAGAUUGGAGGAUAUUGCGUCUUCUACUAUUCCGCCAGCGAGUUUGAAUGGCGCCCCUGCUACUCCAGCACCAACAGGUCCUCUGCCAGCUCCACCAGUCCCAGCACAACCUCCAAAACCAGUACAAGAACCAUUGCCGGAAGCUGUAGAGGAGUUUGAUGCGUACCUUGCGGGGACCGUCAAGACAUAUGUGGCUCUGAGUAAUGCGUUGGGAGGGCCUGUGGCCAAACAGGCUACCAGCGUACACAAUGCCUUGAUCGGGCAACGCAGAUUCCUCCUCAUAGCCUCCAAGGCCAAGAAACCUUCGGACAUGAGCAGCAAGGAGUUCGCGGAACUCUUGAAGCCUAUGCAGGAUGGUAUUGUCAGCGCCAACGAUAUCCGAGAUUCGAAUCGUGGAAACUCUUCUUUCAAUCAAUUGAGUACAGUCUCGGAGAGUAUCAGCUUCUUGGCCUGGGUGACUUUGGACACGAAGCCUCAUAAGCAUGUGGAAGAAUCCCUGGGUUCUGGGCAAUACUGGGGUAAUCGUGUGCUGAAAGAGUUCAAAGAAAGCGACCCAAAACAGAUCGAAUGGAUACAAUCGUACUAUGCGGUGCUAAAGGAGAUGAUUGAGUACAUCAAGUCAACAUACCCCCAAGGCGUUCCAUGGAAUCCCAAGGGCGUCUCACUCGCCGAAGCUUUAAAGUCUGGCGCACCUGCCCCAAAACCUGCUGGAGGUGCUCCUCCUCCCCCUCCACCCCCUCCUCCAGGACCACCUCCACCUCCCGCACCCCCAGCGAUUCCAAAGGCCGCCGCAUCACCUGCUGCGGGUGGUCUCGAUGCCGUAUUUAACGAAUUGAAUAAAGGAGAGGCUGUCACCAAGGGACUGCGAAAGGUCAACCCAGAUCAGAUGACACAUAAAAAUCCUGCUUUACGGCGGGAGGCUGCGGUACCUACUCGUAGUGCUAGUCAGAGCAGUGUAACAUCAGAUUUGAGAGCAAAGUCACCUGCUCCUAGUAAGCGACCUAAGCCAGAGAGUAUGAGAACGGAGAAGAAGAAGAAGCCACCAGUAAAGAAGCUUGAUGGGAAUAAAUGGAUAAUUGAACACUACGACAACGAACAAGGCAUCAUCGAAGUCGAAGCCUCCAUCUCCCACUCUAUCCUCAUCUCCCAAUGCAACAAAUCCACCGUCGUAAUCAAAGGCAAAGCAAACGCCAUCUCAAUCGACAACUGCAAACGUCUCAAUCUCAUAAUCGGCUCCCUCGUUUCCUCCGUCGACGUCGUCAAAGCCUCUAAUUUUGCCCUUCAAGUGGACGGGUUCCUGCCUACCAUCCUCAUGGAUCAGGUCGAUGGCGCGCAGGUCUAUCUUACCAAGGAAAGCAUGAGCACAGAGGUCUUCACUAGCAAAUGCUCUAGUGUCAAUUUGAAUAUCCCGAGUAAAGACGAGGAUGAUGAUAGUGAGGAGUUGGCGUUGCCGGAGCAGUUGAGGACGUACAUUAAGGAUGGGAAGGUUGUUACGGAGAUUGUGGAACAUGCUGGAUAG
Molecule: messenger RNA, 1596 nt
Organism: Glarea lozoyensis ATCC 20868
Lineage: Eukaryota; Fungi; Ascomycota; Leotiomycetes; Helotiales; Helotiaceae
Product: N-terminal of adenylylcyclase associated protein, CAP
Exons: 4
Coding region: 1-1596 (531 amino acids)
Biological process (GO): regulation of adenylate cyclase activity; cytoskeleton organization
Cellular component (GO): cytoplasm
Molecular function (GO): actin binding; adenylate cyclase binding
Source: RefSeq, a predicted model, not a curated record